AUGAAUCAAGAAACGAGCAUCAUUAGAGUAGAAAUUGCUAAGAAUGAAAUAGAACUGCAUCUUAGAAACUGUUUGGAUGAUAUAGUAAAAUACUACAAGUGCUUUGGUAAAGCCGGGAUCUACUAUGUUCUGAAGCAAGUAUACAGUGGGACAAUCAGUAUUUUUAGUGAUGUACCAGUUGAUCAAAAGAGUGUUUUGGUUAUUGUGGAGGAUGCUAUAGUUAAAAAGUGCAUGGAAAAUAUGCUGUUCUUGGUUGAUCCAAAUUCUUCUGUGUCCAGUGAUACUAAAGUAAUAGAACUAUUGGAAAAUCAUCUAGAUAAUGGUAGUUUUGAUCUUUCUGAUGAAAUUGGUAGUAUGCCUGUGCUUGAGCAUAUAAACAGGCUGUGUAUGGAUUUUAAAAAGGCAGGCAUUGAUAUAAACAUAUAUUUAAAGUCAAUGGCUGAAUUUAGUCGCACUAGUCUGAAUAAUAUUAUCCCUUUGGAGCAGCUCAACUCAAUUGCAAACUACUACUCAUCCGUUGUGGAUAAAAAGAGUGAAGACAACAAGAAGUACACGGGUUACACUCUGGAUGAGCUGUAUGCGAAAACUGGAAGUGGGAAGUACUUAUUGGACGAAGGAUUGGAGUACAUAGCAAAGAACCAAGGGAUUCUAAUGGAUCUAUACAACGCAGUCGCGAAUGGGCAGAGGGACGUACAAGAGAAUUCUGCUAUCAGCCGUGGCUUAAGCAUAAUGACCCCAGAGAACAUGAAAUUACUCUCUUCCAUGCACCAUCACAGAGAGCAGAUUCUGGCAGCUGAGAAAGUCGUAAGUGAUCUGCACGAGGUAAUGUUGUCAUACUACCAGGAUGUCUAUGCUUUGCAGAAGGAAAUUGAAGGAGAUCUAGGCCUAGAAAUAAUUAAUGAAUAUAUUGAUGAGGCCGUUGAGUCUCCUAUUUCCACAUUGUGCUACCAACUAAAGCUGUUAUAUCCAAGGUUUGACUGCACCCCGUAUAUUAACGCACUGCAAGCACAUAUUGAAAAGCCCCUGAAGGCCCCCUUGCAGCAGCCAGAAUCACAGGGAGAGGACCAGAAAGAGGGUAUACCGCGAAAGAUUCCAUCAGCAUCAAUCACUGAGUCAGAAGAUGAAUCCACAAUAGAGCGAAGAAGAGUUCUAGUCAAGACACUUAUUGGUUACUACAGAGAGACAUGCGAUUAUCUAAGUGAGAGAAUUGAUAUGUGUAAGUCGCUUACCCCAUACCAGAUAAAAUAUAUACGGGAUAAGCUGCAGACAAUCUCUUCUCCUAUUAUACCUUUAGAUGUACCGAAAGUGACUCUGUCUACUAUGUAUCGAGCUGCCAUGGAUCGAUACAAAAAUAUCUCUAAGAAGACAAAGAAGAUACUUUUCUUCUUGGCAUUUAUCUUCUUUGUAUGCUUUGGUACAUACAUAUUUAUCGAGUCCAUACACAUGGAUCACCAGUUAUUUAUGUAA
Molecule: messenger RNA, 1467 nt
Organism: Nematocida ausubeli
Lineage: Eukaryota; Fungi; Microsporidia
Exons: 1
Coding region: 1-1467 (488 amino acids)
Source: RefSeq, a predicted model, not a curated record